GCAGAUGCGACCCCUGCACUGGUGGUCACUGCUUGCUAAGGGUUAUACCUCAGUCUGACUCUCUAGUGCCGCUUUUAUUUAUUUGUUUAUUCCCCCUGAAAAGUAAGAGGACAGGAGUAUUCUGGCUAUCACAGUGACUGAGUCCGCCCCGGGCUGUUGGACCCACUGCCUUAUUCACUUUACUGGCUUUAAGAAUGGCACCGAAAGUAACAACAGAAAUCCUGCGUCAGCUGCGGCAGGCCAUGCAUUCAUCUAGGACUCUCUCCCAGCCAAUCCAGGCUUACAUUGUUCCUUCUGGGGACGCACACCAGAGUGAAUACAUUGCGCCAUGUGACUGCCGGCGAGCAUUUAUAUCAGGCUUUGACGGCUCUGCAGGCACAGCCAUCGUUACGGAGCAGAGUGCAGCGAUGUGGACAGAUGGGCGCUACUUCUUGCAGGCCGCUCAGCAAAUGGAUAGCAACUGGACGUUAAUGAAGAUGGGUAUAAAGGAAACACCCUCCCAGGAGGAUUGGCUGCUAAAUGUACUCCCAGAGGGCUCACGAGUUGGAGUUGAUCCGUUUCUGAUACAGACAGAUCAGUGGAAGAGCAUGUAUGUUUCCCUGAAGAAUGGCGGGCACCACCUUGUUCCUGUGCAAGAGAAUCUCAUAGAUACUAUCUGGGCAGACCGCCCCCUUCGGCCAUGCCAACCACUGAUGACUUUGGGACUAAACUACACAGGGUUGUCGUGGGAAAAGAAAAUUGAAAAUCUACGGACCAAAAUGGUGGAGAGGAAAGCGUCCUGGAUUGUCCUCACAGCUCUCGAUGAAGUUGCCUGGCUGUUUAACCUUAGAGGCUUAGAUGUGGAGUACAAUCCAGUGUUUUUUGCCUAUGCCAUCGUAGGACUGGACAGCAUCCGGCUGUUUAUUAGCGGUGACCGUGUGGACGAUCCUGCUGUUAGAAAACAUUUGCUACUUGACUCUUCUCCUCCAGUUGAAUUUCGCAUCCAGCUGGAGCCCUAUGACUCUGCGCUUCCUGCGCUGCAGAACAUUUGCCGUGCUCUGAAUGCCAAGGAGAAAGUGUGGUUCACUGAUAAGGCCAGUUAUGCCCUGACCGACGCCGUGCCCAAGACCCACAGGUACCUCACUCAGUACACUCCAGUGUGUGUAGCGAAAGCCGUAAAAAACACUUCAGAAAUUGAAGGCAUGAAAAGAGCGCAUGUUAAAGAUGCUGUUGCACUUUGUGAGUUUUUUGCCUGGCUCGAGAAAGAGAUUGUUAAAGAUACAGUCACAGAAAUCUCCGCUUCUGAUAAGGCUGAAGAGUUUCGCAGCCAGCAGGAGGAUUUCGUAGAACUCAGUUUUGCUACAAUUUCCAGUACAGGACCUAACGGUGCCAUCAUCCACUACAAACCUGUUCCUGAAACAAACAGGACGUUGUCGGUUAAUGAGAUCUUCCUCCUGGACUCUGGUGCGCAAUACAAGGACGGUACUACUGAUGUGACCAGAACUGUGCAUUUUGGAACGCCGACUGACUAUCAAAAGGAAUGCUUCACGUAUGUUUUAAAAGGACACAUCUCUGUGAGCGCUGCCGUCUUCCCCAACGGAACCAAAGGGCACCUCCUUGACUCCUUUGCUCGCUCAGCAUUGUGGGAGUCUGGUCUGGAUUACUUACAUGGGACUGGACAUGGGGUCGGAUCCUUCCUGAAUGUUCAUGAGGGGCCGUGCGGCAUCAGCUACAAAACGUUUGCAGAUGAACCGUUGGAAGCUGGAAUGAUUCUUUCUGAUGAGCCGGGGUACUACGAAGAUGGUUCCUUUGGCAUCAGAAUUGAGAACCUGGUUCUGGUGGUUGCUGCUAAAACAAAGUAUGACUUCAGAAACAGAGGAAGCCUGACAUUUGAGCCCAUUACACUGGUACCCAUACAGACAAAAAUGAUCAGUGCGGAUUUACUGACACAGAAAGAGAUUGACUGGGUUAACGCGUAUCACAAGAAAUGCAGAGAUGUCGUUGGAGCUGAGCUGGAAAAACAAGGGCGUCAUGAGGCCCUCCAGUGGUUGAUUAAGGAAACACAGCCCAUUUCCAAAUUACAGUAGCACUUAUGUAGCCGAUUUGUUGUAUCACAUUGCAGCCUAUUGUACCUGAAGAUGUUAAUGCCAAAGUACUUGCUAUGGGUUAUACAAUAGAACAUUUUCUUUUUUAAAGAAAAAUAAAACUAUUUAAUUGACUCCUCUUCCAGUCAAUCAACACAGCGACAAAACAAAAACAAGGCAACAUAAGGAUUAAUCCCACAAGGUAAAACAACAUUGAUAUUGUUGUUGGUGUUUUGUUUUUCCCAUGCAGAGCAAGUUAGUGCGUUUUUAAAAUUCUAAUAAUCAAAAUAUAUUGUUCCCCCUAAACAACAUCUCAACUGAGCAGUUAUUUAACACAACAAGAGUCUCAGACCUUCAUGUACACCAAGAAACAUACAUUGAAUCCAAAUGAUCUGACGGUCUUUGUUGAGAUGGAGAGGAGCAGUGAUAAGUAUCCAGAUUGAAAGCACAGUAGUAGGGGGGUGCUUUGUGGCCCCUAGGGCAUAGGUUGGACAAGCCUUUUAUGAAAGAUUUGUUUUAUCCCUGUGGUGUUUUACUGUGAGAAGCUUUAUUUUAGUUCCUUGCUACAUACAGCAGCCACCAUCUUGUGUAUUUAUGUUUUCCUGACGGCACUUAUAGCUCCGCCCCUAACUCAUGUAAGCUGGACCAACUACGUGGCAACCUCAGUCAGCUCAUUUAGUAUAAAGGGUUCAUAGAAUAUUAAAACAAUUUAUAGGAAUUACUUUUUGGGUGUUAUGCAUAGUUAAAAAAAGAAAGAAAUUGUAAUGUACUCUAUUUAUUUUACCAGCUUUUUCUGUAAUUGUCUUUUCCCAUUGAUCCAAGAAUACUGACCCUGCAACAAGGUUACAAAUGUUGUUCAGGAGCACUUAUCUCUAUCUCUAAUUGACUACAGCAAGGGAGGUAAGGUAAAAAAAACCUAAAAGGGACAUUACAUUCGUUAUUAAUUUUAAGCUUAGUGACCCUGUACCUCCUGUGUUUUGAGCCAAUCAGCAGUGCUAGUUGCACAUUACGGUUGGGCUGAUAGGCUCAGUGUCAGUGAUCAGGAUCAGCAGUGGGAGUUAAACACAUAGAGGCGUAUGGUCGCUAGUCUUAAAAUUACAUUGAGCAUGUGAUUUUUGGAGUGUUAUGGCCCUUUAAGAGGCUUUCAAGGGAUAGAUCACUGGUUUGCUAACAAAAUGAGCAUUUACUUUAUAUGUAGAGCUUUUGUACUCCGGAUAUAUAAAAUGUGUUGUGACACAAUGAAGAUACUUGAACCUGACCGUGUAGAUCAGAUGAGCAAAUUCUUAUUUCAGAGACAGCUUUUCAGGGUAGAACAAAUACAAUUCAGUUGUGACAUAGCUGCUGCUAAAUCCUAAUAAACUAUUGGAUGUAAUAACUAUAUUUAUAUUAAUAGAAACCUCCCUUGUUGUCCUGUAUAUUAAUGUAUCUCUGUGUACACCAGGACACCAGAUGUUUGUGUCACUACUGUAUCAUGGCAGCUAGUUGGGAUUUCUUUCCAGUAAGAAGUAAAAUACUUGAACUCGCUCACCUUUACAUUAUAGUUAUAGAUCUAAUGACGGUGCUCAAUUUCAUAUCUAUUAACUUGUUAAUAAGUAGGUUACACACAGGUGCUGUCUUUAGCAUUUGGCACCUUUGGGAUGUAGGACUUAGUAAAUAAGACAUCAGACUGUUAUAAAGUGGGUUCUACAGUGUGGGGGGGGGUUCUGAGGAAGUCUCGAGAGUUAAUUUAAACACAUAGAAUUUGUAUUAAUCUUAUUCCUAAAUGUUAUUUAGAUCAGCUGUGUCUUAACAUUAAGACAACAUAAAUGUCCCACUAAAUCUAUUGAAAACUGAUUGUUGUUGUUUCUGAGCCAACAUAAAUCUUGCUAAAGUUUUUAAUGGAUCUGUUGACAGAUUCGUUAUAAGCUUAAUGAGCUAUAGGACCUUUCUUUAUGCAAAGGUGCUAAUGUAUAACUUAAUAAGGGCAUUGUACCCAUUAAUGUGAAAAUGUCUAUAUGGAAGAUAAGUGUUUGAAAACUGUGAGUCUGUGCCUGAAUAAAGUUAUUUAAAUUGAAACUAAUAUACCAGUAUCUGCACCUAUUGCUAAUACUGAUUGGUUUAAAAGUGCUUCUUAGCAUUCCUAGGAAGUUAUUAACCAAUAAGCAUUAGAAGUACAUAUUGACCAAUAGGAGAAAUAAUCUGUUAGCCAAUAAUUAUUUGUACUGCUGGUACAGCUUUUAUCUCAAAUUUUUCAUGCUAAACAAUCGACGUUUAAGUGCUUUCAUGUGACAUCAUUUUUGGGCUACAGUGUCUAUUUAAGGUACAUUGUUCAGACUAUGUUAAAGGGACAGUUUACUCAAAAUAUUUCUCCCCUUUAAUUUGUUCCCAAUGAUCCACUUAACCUGCUGGAGUUUAUUAUAUUGUUUACAGGUAGCUCCUUUACCCUUAUAUUGGCAUUUUAAAUAGUUGAUUUAGCAUGUGGUAUCCCCACCUAUUCUGAAAGUUUGUGGCCGCAGGUCCAAGCUAUAGAUAAGCUUUGUAAACACAGCUAGCAGAAGAAAUUACACUCCCAGUAGGAUAUAGCAGAGAUAAGGUAAUAAAAUGUUGAUUUUCCAUUGUUCUCUCCAAGUACUGGUGAUUGGUUUAUGGACAGAUAUAAGAUAAAGAAGCAGGUUUAUGAACACAAUGUGAUACAGUAAUGAGAUCUGAUUAUACCUACAAGCUCAACCCAUUUUAUUAGGUUGUGGCUUCAAAACACAAAAUAAGAGCUUAAAUAUACACAAAUAAACCUUAAAAAGCAAAUUUUCAUACAUUUUUACCCUGCAGUUGGCAAAAAAAGCAAUUGUAAACACAUUAAAGGAAAAAACAAUUUUACAGUAUACUGUCCCUUUAAGAUCCUUCCAGCUAUGACAUCCUAUCAAUUCAGAUUUGGUCAUAUAGCAUUCUGCCAGCAAAGACCUCACACUGUUGGGGAUAGUGGUAAUUUAUCUUUACAUCAAUUGUUUUGUAAUUAAAUGCAAAUAAAAAUAAAAUGUACUGUUGUGUGA
Messenger RNA from Bombina bombina (fire-bellied toad), 5089 nucleotides. It is a transcript of the gene XPNPEP1, whose product is annotated as X-prolyl aminopeptidase 1. The transcript is spliced from 20 exons. Bases 195 to 2066 code for a protein of 623 amino acids. Gene Ontology annotation, molecular function: metalloaminopeptidase activity. Lineage: Eukaryota; Metazoa; Chordata; Amphibia; Anura; Bombinatoridae. The record is from RefSeq and is a predicted model, not a curated record.